AUGAAACCAAUUUUUAUUGCAUUUACUGAUGGAAGAUCUAAUGUAAAGUCUAGAUUUUCUAAAGCACGACAAUGUUGUUCAGAUUUAUUUAUACAAAAUAGUUUCGAUGCAUUGUUUGUUACUACUAAUCCACCAGAUCAUUCUGCUUAUAAUCCAAUUGACCGUCGUAUGGCUUCAUUGAAUCAUGAUUUAUCUGGUUUAAUAUUACCACAUGAUUACUGGAGAAAUCAUUUAAAUGAAAGUGGAAAAACAAUAGAUAUAGGUUCAAAAAACCGACAUUUUCGAUGUGCUGGUACACGGUUAGCUGAAGUUUGA
Molecule: messenger RNA, 315 nt
Organism: Adineta steineri
Lineage: Eukaryota; Metazoa; Rotifera; Eurotatoria; Adinetida; Adinetidae
Source: the annotation of a GenBank genome assembly